AUGUUAAGAUAUUAUAAAAGGAAAGAUUCGUCUACACUCGAGUCUAAUAAUUUAUUAGUUUCUCAAUCAUCUGAUUCUGUACGUGAACAAAUUCCUAUUCAAGAGGAUAAAUUCGACAAUAGUAUGAAAACACAAGCGUAUUCGACAAAACAAAAAGGAGUUGAUUUGAAUGCUCUUCCUGCUGAUCCUGGAGAACGAUUGAAAAUUGAUAGUUAUCAUCCAAAUGAUCGAGAUGAAGUUAGAAGGGCAUAUCUUCAAAAAGGCCCUUGUCAACCUCGUAGUCAUGAUUUUUAACAAAGAGAUAUUGGUGGUAGACUACGUCGAUUCAAUUCCAGUUGGUUUGAUGAAUAUAAAUAUUGGUUAGAAUAUAGUAUAAAAGAGGAAGCUGCAUUUUGCUUAUGUUGUUAUUUAUUUAACACUGAAAUUAAAAAUCAAAGUGGUUCUGAAUCUUUUGUAAGUGAAGGAUUUAAAGCUUGGAACAAAAAAUCGCGGCUGGAUGUUCAUGAUGCUGGAAAUCCACAUACUAUGGCAGUUCAUAAAUGUCAAGAUUUGAUGAAUCAAGCUCAAUCUAUUCAUUUUGCAUUUGACAGGCAGACAGACUUAGCUAAACAUGAAUACAAAAUCAGAUUGAAUGCCUCUAUUGAUUGUAUACGAUUCCUUUUAAGACAAGGAUUGCCUUUUCGUGGUCAUGAUGAGCAUGAAAAUUCAAGCAACAAAGGUAAUUUCCUUGAGCUUCUACACUUUUAUGCAGAACGUAAUGAUGAAGUGGGUAAAGUUGUAUUGCAUAAUGCUCCAGGAAAUCAAAAAAUGAUAGCUCCUUCAAUCCAAAAAGACAUUGUGCAUGCAGCUGCAAAAGAAACAACCAAAGCUAUUAUUGAUGAUCUCAAAGAUGAUUAUUUUGCGAUUUUAGUUGAUGAAUGUCGCGAUGUUUCAUGCAAAGAACAAAUGGCUUUAGUUUUGCGAUAUGUAGAUAAAAGAGGAUUUGUAGUGGAGAGGUUUAUCGGUCUUACCCAUGUUUCUGAUACUUCAGCCGCAUCACUUAAAGAUGCCGUCAGUUCUAUGCUUUCAGAAAACAAGCUAAGUCUCUCUAGAAUUCGAGGGCAAGGUUAUGAUGGUGCUAGUAACAUGCGAGGUGAGUUCAAUGGCUUGAAAAGUUUGAUUAUGAGAGAAACCGGAUCUGCAUAUUAUGUUCAUUGUUUUGCUCAUCAGUUACAAUUAGCACUUAUUUUUGUUGCAAAGAAUCAUUUUACUAUCAAUGAUUUCUUUGAUUUAAUUGCCCGUUUGUUAAAUGUGGUUGGAGCUUCUUGUAAGCGUCGAGAUAAGCUUUUGGAGCAACAAGCAAACAGUGUUAUUGAAUCAUUGAUCAAUGGUGAAUUACAAACUGGUAGAGGUUUAAACCAAGAAGUGAGUAUUAAAAGGCCUGGUGAUACUCGUUGGGGAUCUCAUUAUGCUUCAAUUUUAAAUAUAAUGACUAUGUUUUCUUCAAUUAUCUAUAUACUUGAAGAUGUUGAAAGACAUGGCGCCUAUCAAGAUCAAAAAGCAGAAGCACGUCGUCUCUUGGAGCUAUUAGAAUCAUUUGAUUUUAUUUUUUGCUUGUAUUUAAUGGUGGCAAUUUUGGGGAUUACUAAUGAGUUGAAUUUAGCUUUGCAGAAAAAAGAUCAAGAAAUUGUAAAUGCUAUGUCACUUGUUAGAACUGCAAAGGAAAGAUUGGAACAAAUGAGAGAUAGUGGAUGGGAGGAUUUAAUAAAGGAUGUUUUUUCAUUUUGCAAUAAGGUGAAAAUUAUAAUACCGGAGAUGGAAGAUGCAUAUGUUAAAGGAGGGCGCCGUAGAACUUCACAUGUUAGUAAUUUACACCAUUAUCAGGUUGAUGUCUUUUAUGCAGUAAUUGAUAUGCAACUUCAAGAGCUCAAUCGUCGUUUUGAUGAAGUCAAUACUGAAUUACUUCUUUGUGUUGCUUGCUUGAGUCCAAAAGACUCAUUUAGUGCAUUUGAUAAGAAAAAGUUAGUCAAGAUGGCUGAAUUCUAUCCGUGUGAGUUUUCUAGUGUUGAACUUAUUGCACUUAAAAAUCAUCUUGAAAACUAUAUCACGGAUGUACGUGGGGACGACAGAUUUAGUAAUUUGAAUGGAAUAGGAGAGCUUUCAAAGAGGAUGGUGGAGGUCAAGAAGCAUAAUAUUUACUCACUGGUGUAUUUGCUAUUAAAGUUGGCGCUAAUUUUGCCUGUAGCUACAGCAACCGUGGAGCGAGCUUUUUCUGCAAUGAAAUUGAUAAAGAGUGAUUUACGAAAUAGAAUGAGUGAUCAGUGGAUGAAUGACUGUCUAAUAGCAUACAUCGAGAAGGAUAUAUUUAAUAGUGUCACUAACGAUGUAAUUAUUCAGUAUUUUCAGGAUAUGAAAACUCGUCGAGGACAACUGUAA
Mercurialis annua (annual mercury) is the source of this 2415-nucleotide messenger RNA. RefSeq lists its product as uncharacterized. The transcript has a single exon. Gene Ontology annotation, molecular function: protein dimerization activity. The record is from RefSeq and is a predicted model, not a curated record. Lineage: Eukaryota; Viridiplantae; Streptophyta; Magnoliopsida; Malpighiales; Euphorbiaceae.